Molecule: messenger RNA, 1038 nt
Organism: Dendroctonus ponderosae (mountain pine beetle)
Lineage: Eukaryota; Metazoa; Arthropoda; Insecta; Coleoptera; Curculionidae
Exons: 3
Coding region: 163-426 (87 amino acids)
Source: RefSeq, a predicted model, not a curated record
AAUUAUUAUAUUUAAACGCAACUGCUCUUCCUUGAUGGUUAUUCGUGAUUCGAUGCUGGAGCGUAUAUUUGCUAAAGUUCGGAGGCGAUACGGAAUACGGUGAUCUAAGAUUGUUCGUACAUGUUUCAAAUUUACCUACUUGCUUAGGAGAUUGGAUUCAACAUGGGUUUUAUAAAGAUACAUCUUUUGGUCAGCUUCUUAGCCCUGCUAGCGAUCAUUACUCUAAUUCAGGCUGCGCCUCAACCAGCAACUGAAUGGGACCGACACAACAAUCCAUGCGUUUAUGAUGACUUUAAGGUAGAAGUUUGCCAAUUUUGUGCAAAAUUGACAAAGUCCCCAAUUGUGUACCCCAUGUGCUGCAACAGCGAGGAUAACGUAUACGAGUGGUGCAACAAAUACAUCAAUUAUGGAGGAAGGAUUAAUUAAGGAACAUCGGGCAUGAUCACUUUUCUCAGGAAAAGUGAAAAAUAUGGCCCGAUGGCUCCCACACCUUUAGGGCUCAAUCUUCAAAGCUAGUUUUGCUGUUGUGAUUAAAGACGUACCUACACGUGUGAUAUAAUUAAAAUCCUCAACAGUUGGUGUAUGUAUAGUUCGUUUUCAUCAGGCAACAAGCUGCUUUAGAAUAAUGUAUUCCCCAAAAUCGCUUGUUCAGCUCAGUGCAAAAGGGCGAAAAUUUUCAGUGCAGUAAUGGAGAAAAUGUGACUUCACUUCAGCUAGAUGCCAACUAACCCAAGUUAGCUAAUGUAACUUGUUCGUGUAUGCUAAAUUAGUAUAUUUUUUUGCAAUAACCAUGCGAUAUAUGUUUACUUACUUUAAGAAUCAGCACACUUAUUAUACGUAGGGAUUAGAGCCCAUUUAAGUGGCUUUAGUUGGAUACCAACUUAUUAUUGAAAAUAUGCGGCUGUGAAAAUGAUUUUUAUAAUCUUGGAUGAAUGUCAUUGCAAUGCAAGCAAUCAAGUUGCAACGUUCUGUUGCCUCUACUUAUUUAAGCCUUAUUUAUUUUUGUAUGUUUUUAAAAAAUAAAUGUUUGUAGAAAAA